AUGAGAUCCUCUACCAAGACAAGACCAAAUAUACGACCAAAUAUACGAACAAAUCCCGAUCGUCGAUACAGUGCUCGAUAUUUAAUUCUCGUUUAUCACGGCACGCGGGCGCAUUUUGACCCUCUGGAAAUUCAAAGACUAGUAGCAGGAGAGCAAGCAAAAUGUACCAUCGUUCGACAGUCUGAGGACGACAAUAUCUUCAACUAUUUCGCUUUUAUCGACUUCUCUGGGAAGCGUUUUCAGACUCGUAAUCUUGCGUUUUUCGAUAUUCAGCAAUACCAUCCGAAAUGGAUACAUGUCACAUCAUCACCAUGGCAGAAAUUAGACGAAAUGAUGGCCCAAGGGGACGUCCUAUGGAACGGAAUUGACCGACCAAAUAAGAGACCCUCUGCCGAUCGCAGGAAACAUGCAACUGGUAAACCACCUUCUUCUGGGCAAUGGGAGCUGCUAGGCAGUGUAACAGACGAAGCUUCGUUCGAAGAAUUACUCAGAAAGGAAAUGAGCAGAAAUGAAUCCGAAUCUGAAGAUCCGUUAAUCGAAGACUUCGAGUAUGAGGUCAAUCCAGAGGAUGGUCAAACAGAGAUGGCCCGCAACGUGCAAUACUGGCAGGACGGCUAUCGAGCAGGCUACAAAGCCGCAACUUCGAAGUUCGCUGCUCAUCAAACACCAGACAAGAAUUUCUCCAAGUAUGAUAUCUGCCAUCUGAAUUGA
This is a messenger RNA of Penicillium angulare, 711 nucleotides long. RefSeq lists its product as uncharacterized. The transcript has a single exon. Bases 1 to 711 code for a protein of 236 amino acids. NCBI's taxonomy places the organism in Eukaryota, Fungi, Ascomycota, Eurotiomycetes, Eurotiales, Aspergillaceae. The record is from RefSeq and is a predicted model, not a curated record.